This is a messenger RNA of Cricetulus griseus (Chinese hamster), 575 nucleotides long. Lineage: Eukaryota; Metazoa; Chordata; Mammalia; Rodentia; Cricetidae. The record is from RefSeq and is a predicted model, not a curated record.
AGCUUUACAAAGAAUGCCAGAGAGCAAUAUGAAAAACUGUCGACCAUGCACAACAAUAUGGUGAAGCUCUAUGAGAACCUGGGAGAAUACUUCAUUUUUGACCCAAACACAGUAGGCAUAGAAGACUUUUUUGGUGAUCUCAACAACUUCAGAACCCUAUUUUUGGAAGCACUGAAAGAAAACCAUAAGAGAAAAGAAACAGAAGAGAAGAGCCGGAGGGCAAAACUCGCAAAAGAGAAAGCUGAACAAGAGAAGCUAGAGCGCCAGAAGAAGAAGAAGCAGCUCAUUGAUAUAAACAAAGAGGGUGAUGAGACCGGAGUGAUGGAUAAUCUUCUGGAAGCCCUACAAUCAGGUGCAGCAUUUAGAGACCGAAGAAAGCGAAUUCCAAGGAAUCCAGAUAACAGACGGUGCCCUCUAGAAAGAUCACGUUCUCGCCACAAUGAAGCCAUGUCAGCCAAGUGAUUCCUGAUGCCAGAGAGAAUGGGGACAUUUAAGAAAACAAAAUCAUCCAUCUUGAGAACAAAAUAUACACUGAAGGGUUUGAAUGGAAAUAAAUGAAUUUCCACAAAGGUCAA